AUGUACUUUGCAGGCUUGAUAUUUGAUUUAAUGGAUGCCAAGGCUCGUGCUGACUGCAUCAAAGAAAUAGAUCUCCUUAAACAACUGAACCAUCCAAAUGUAAUUAAAUAUUAUGCUUCUUUCAUUGAAGACAAUGAACUAAACAUAGUUCUGGAGUUAGCAGAUGCUGGCGAUCUCUCUAGAAUGAUAAAGCAUUUUAAGAAACAAAAAAGAUUGAUUCCUGAAAGGACAGUUUGGAAGUACUUUGUUCAACUCUGCAGUGCAUUGGAACAUAUGCAUUCCCGGCGAGUUAUGCAUAGAGAUAUAAAACCAGCUAAUGUAUUCAUUACAGCCACAGGAGUAGUAAAACUUGGAGAUCUUGGACUGGGCCGAUUUUUCAGCUCUAAAACCACAGCUGCACAUUCUUUAGUGGGUACACCUUACUACAUGUCUCCAGAAAGGAUACAUGAAAAUGGAUACAACUUCAAAUCUGACAUCUGGUCUCUUGGCUGUCUGCUCUAUGAGAUGGCUGCAUUGCAGAGUCCCUUCUAUGGAGACAAAAUGAAUUUGUAUUCUCUAUGUAAGAAGAUAGAACAGUGUGACUACCCACCUCUUCCUUCAGAUCACUAUUCAGAGGAACUACGACAAUUAGUAAAUAUGUGCAUCAAUCCAGAUCCAGAGAAGCGACCAGAUAUAACCUAUGUUUAUGAUGUAGCUAAACGGAUGCAUGCAUGUACUGCAAGCAGCUAAGCACAUGACAGAUCAUGAAGAAUAGAACCAGAAAAUGUUCAAGUAUUUUUGUGCAGAUCAUACCUCCCUUCUGUUGUCUAUGUGCUAAGUAUAGUUUUUCAGAGCUGACUGAUGUGCUUUGAAUCCUUAACCAGUUUUCAUAUCAGCUUCAUUUUGUACCAAUUCAAAUUUCCCUUGCCUAUACAAAAAUCAUUUUGGGAAUAAGGAGAUUUUUAUGUUAGAAAUUGGAAAGCAAUAGAACUUUACAAUUUGGAAUGGUUAAAUCUUUUUAAAAGUUUUGAUUUUUCUUGCUGAUAAAAUUGUGUUCAAAUACAUAUCAAGUGCCAAAAUACUGAUGGUGGAGUUUGGCACAUGUCAUAUUAGACUUAUUACUUGAGGCAAAAAUUUCUAAGCAUGUAUUUCAUCUAUUGUUUCAUCAUUCAUGGAAAAGCACGAUUGUGAACUUUUAAAUAAUUGCAAAUUUUUAAAAGUUGGAGGUGCAUUUAGUUUUUAAUGUAUUGCAGUUUUAAAAAUAACUUCUCUGAGUGUAGACAAAACUAAACAUUUGUAAUUUCUCAGCUUAUGUAUUAAAAUAUAGCUUUAAAGUGUGAAAGGUUUUUGGGAAAAUGUGUUGGACACUGAUGAGUUUAUGUAUAUUUUAUCUUUUCCUUUCGUUAAAUGGUAUAAAUGAAUCCAUAAAAAAUGGUUAAGGAUUUGUUUGGCUGGUGUGAUAUUCAUUUUAAAAUUUGCACGUUGCCUAAGGCUUUCUGUGUGUUUUUAUUGUUGUUUGUACAUUUUAAAACAUUUUUCUUUGAAUGACUUUGCAGUACUAUAUUUGAAUUCCUUUAUCAAUUUAAAUACAUUUAAUCUAUAAACUCAGUGACAAGUUAUAACUGUGCACUAUAAUGUAAGCAUAUGUUUUUAUUCCUAUAUUUCCUGAUGUGUAAGAUCUAUCCCUUUCAGAAAUAUUUUUAUAUUCUGCAACAGUUGCUUUCUUAUUUAUAUUUUUAAAAAGUUCAUUUUAUUCAUAAAUGUCUCAAUUGUGCAGAGUACAUGCUGAUGAUACCCUUUUUAAGUACAUUCAGUUUACCAGUAAUUUUCUUGAAUUGAAUAGCAAGUUCAGUAUAUAUUCUUUGAUUUUAUAAGAGUUUGGUCACUGUAUAUGCAUAGAUGAUUAUUUUCUUUUGAUGGAGAGGAAGAAAGGACAUGUUUUGUAAUGCACCUGUGGAUGUUGAUACAAACAGCUUCAAUUAUUUGAAUAUCGAGAUAAUGUUUUAGCAUAUAUUUAAAGCUAUAAAAGUAGGUCAUUACUUCAGCCCAAAUUUUUAUGAGAUCAUCAUUUUUGUUCAGAAGAUUCAAGAGAAGUCCAGUGUUCUGUCCUUCAUAUAUGAAUAUAACACAAUUUAAAGCUUCUUUUAGGUUAAAAAAAAUCCAGAGUAUAAAACCCCUGUAGUUUAAUACUGUUUUUGGUAUGUCUUUGAUCUAAUGUGUGUUUGACAGUUGUACCCAGUGCCUUGAAUAGAAAUUUUGAGCCAAAAGAGAAUGCUAAGUUUAAUAAUUACAGAGACACAGUGCUACUGUAAAACAUUGGAGUAGGUUGUAUUGUUAACACAGAAGCUUCCCGUGCAGUGAAGAUCUACACUAGAGGACAAUCUUACCCAUCAUUUUUAAUAUGCUUUGCCAUACAAGUAUGUGAAAAUCUGUAGCUUGAAUAUACAGACAGGUUUUCAAUCAAUUUUUAAACUUCAAAAUUCAUAAAGUAUUCAUGAUAUAAAAUGAUUUUAUCUUUCUAAAAAUUAGUCUGACAUUUGGGGGUUCUGAUAUAUUAAUUUUAAUGUGAAAAAACUAUUUGUCCUUUACCCUGAAACUAAAUGUAAUUUAUUUCUUUUGCCCUGACUACACUUUUAAGCAUCCAUAGAAAUUUAUCUGCAGAAUUAUGAACUGAAUCAUUUUAGUUGACCAUUGAUGUCAUAUUCAUUUUAAUGUUGCAGUAAAAGUGAUUGAGAUGAAGGAUGCGCUUCCUUUCCUGCAGUCUUUUAAAAACACAUGGGCCUAAAAUUCAUUAGCUUGACUAUCUACUGUGCCUUGUUCAGAAAUAUUUGGCCACUAGAAUAUGCUGUUUGUCUAUGUGAUAGAUAUGUGUGUGUGUGUCUCUCUCUCUUUCGCGCGCACAGACACACGCACACACAUACACACACAUAUACACGCUAGAAGACCAUAUGGGGGAAGAAAAUAAUGCUUGAGGAAGACCCUCACCACACUUUUGUUGAAGCUGUGUUUCAUAGAUUGUAUCAUUAUUUUAACUUUAAAUGUGCAUAUUAUUUUUCUGAAGAAACCACUGUGUUAAAAGUCUAAUUUUAAUUUUUAAAGGGAUCAUUUCAAAGAAAUUAUGAAGAUAGAUGAUUAUGCAUUGGUUGACUUUCUAAACACACCUACAAACUGUUCUCUUUAUUUCAGUUCAUGAUUAAACUGUCAUAUUGACUAAACUAAGCCAUUAAAUUGAUUUCAGAAGCAAUAAAAUGAAAGGUACAUCUGAUUCUAACACUUAGAUGUGGUAAUAGUUACCCAGAGAAUAAAAAAUUUGGUGUAACUUUUUUCACAUACAAACGUUUAUAAAGGGUGAAUGAAGCAUGCCCCUAUUUAAAUAAAGUGCUUAAUAGAAUGUAAUGAUUGUCAAUUUAGUAAAAAUUAUUAAAAGCCAUUUCAUGAAUGCCUUACAUUCUAAAUAUUAUCUAUUACAAAACACCUUUCUAGUACCCAUAUACUGUAGGUGUUGCUGUUAACAUUUACCAUGAUAUUUAUUUUAACCAAAAUGUUAUUUGCAUUAAGUGUUUAUUCUUUAAAAUGAAUGUAUUAUGUUUAUAACCUUCAAAUGUAUAAUUAUUCUUUGCCUCAUUUCAGUAGUACUGUAACAUUGACUUCUUGUGAAAUACUUUUAUUUUGUUAAUGCUUUAAAUACACAUGCUAAAAUGAUUCUUAGUGGCUUGAAAAAUAUACAAUAUUCUAAUAUAAAUAAACUACAAAAAAUUAAGAGUAA
Messenger RNA from Antechinus flavipes (yellow-footed antechinus), 3745 nucleotides. RefSeq names its product NIMA related kinase 7 (gene NEK7). Gene Ontology annotation, molecular function: protein kinase activity; ATP binding. Bases 1 to 729 code for a protein of 242 amino acids. Gene Ontology annotation, biological process: protein phosphorylation. The transcript is spliced from 8 exons. The record is from RefSeq and is a predicted model, not a curated record. NCBI's taxonomy places the organism in Eukaryota, Metazoa, Chordata, Mammalia, Dasyuromorphia, Dasyuridae.